Molecule: messenger RNA, 1137 nt
Organism: Trichoderma virens Gv29-8
Lineage: Eukaryota; Fungi; Ascomycota; Sordariomycetes; Hypocreales; Hypocreaceae
Product: glycoside hydrolase family 12 protein
Exons: 4
Coding region: 125-1111 (328 amino acids)
Biological process (GO): polysaccharide catabolic process
Molecular function (GO): cellulase activity
Source: RefSeq, a predicted model, not a curated record
AUCCAAAUCUCUCGACGGCCCUCAGCGACCCUCGACGACGCUCGCUCGUUGACAUCCGCAGUUUUGCGGCAACAGACGCUCGUUUUUCUCCUUUUCUCCUUCUCUCGCUUUUUCAGCAGCCGCCAUGACGAUCCGCAUCCUCGUCAACGCUGCGCUGCUGGCCAUCCCCAUCGCCGUCACUUUGGGCAUCUUGUUCGGCCUCCAAUCCCACCGAGCAGCAACCGGACAGCCGCCUCUGUUUGCGCCUGAACCGCCCCCGAUUCCAUCGCCCAAACCGCCAGCACCUCCCAAGAAUGGCAUCACCAAAACGAGAUACUGCCAGAAGUCUUUCGGAAUCACGCCCGACACCAAGGGCCAGCAAUAUACCUUGAACCCCAAUCAGUGGAAUUGGAAUCCGGGUGAACCAGGAGCGCUGUGUGUAAAUGUCACUACGUUUAACAACGGCACAUAUGCCACAAGCACCACUGCUCCCCAGUUUAUGAUUUCUUGGCAAUACCCUCCUGGACCGGCGGAUGAUCCAGUCCAUGCUUUCCCCAACAUCCAGGUCGACAGCGGUGUAUUCCCUGCAACCAUUAGCAGCAUAUCCAAGGUCGAUGUAGAUCUCGAAUGGUCUUAUGGUAUCGGCAAUGAGACCACUGUUGCCGCAAGUCUUGCGGAUCUCCAGGCCGAUAACCUCAACACCAACGUCGCCAUCGACAUGUUUAUUGAUAGCGACAAGCAAGCCGCUCAGAACCCUUCAAAGGCCAAGUACGAACUCAUGGUUUGGUUUGCUGCCAUCGGCCCAGCUACUCAACCCAUCGGCUUCGCCCAGGGCCCUGUUUCCACUCAGACGCUAGACGGCAACCAAUUCAAUCUUUACACUGGUGUCAACCAACAGCAGCAAAACGUCUUAACAUGGUACACGAAUACGCCAGUGGAGAAAUUCAACGGAGACAUUUCUCCUCUCAUCAACAGCCUGUUCAAGCUCACCGCUACCGACCUUCCAAAGUCUGGCGACUACCUGGGAUACCUGGCUCUGGGCUCCGAGGCCUUUUCCGUGGACAAAACCGUCACCCUUUACGUGCCAAAACUAUCGAUAGAUAUAGAAGCAGCUACAUCAAGUAGCACCUAAUAAUAUAGCGACUUGAUUUUUUUUUU